This is a messenger RNA of Solea solea (common sole), 2439 nucleotides long. Its product is annotated as formin-binding protein 1-like. Gene Ontology annotation, molecular function: protein binding. Bases 361 to 2265 code for a protein of 634 amino acids. The transcript has 18 exons. NCBI's taxonomy places the organism in Eukaryota, Metazoa, Chordata, Actinopteri, Pleuronectiformes, Soleidae. Gene Ontology annotation, biological process: signal transduction. The record is from RefSeq and is a predicted model, not a curated record.
CACACACACAGCAUCUUCUCGCUGAUGACAAAGAGACUCUCUGGGGAGACGCGCCGCGCGCCACAGCGUCCUCUACGUCGUGCUGCUGCAGACAGAAACAGACCGACAGACAGACAGACAGACAGAUACAGGGAGAUACAGAAAGACAGACGAGUAUGUUUGUCUGACGCUGGGUGUAGAUGUAGGAUGCGCGGGGCGUUCAGCAGCAUCAGCAGCAUCAGCAUCAGCACCAGCGGCAGCAGCAUCUUCAUCAUCAUCAACAGCAGCAGCAGCAGCAUCAGCAGCUCGCGGUGAUCGGCGGGUCGGUACCGAGAGGCGGAGCAGUGAGCAGCCGCAGCGGGACAGAGACAGACCGGAGACAUGAGCUGCAACUGGGGCACCGAGUUGUGGGACCAGUUUGAUAAUCUGGAGAAAUACACCAGCUGGGGAAUCGACUUCCUAGAGAGAUACACCAAGUUUGUUAAAGAGAGAGCUGAAAUUGAGAUGAGCUAUGCCAAACAAAUCAGGAACCUAUCUAAGAAGUAUCAUCCCAAGAGAAGUAGAGAAGAUGAGAGCAGGUACACUUGGUGUUUGGCGUUUGCAGCGACUCUCCGUCAGCUGAAUGAAGUUGCAGUUCAGAAAGAAGAACUUGCUGAAAACCUGAACACACAGAUCGUCUGUGAGCUGACACGAUACACUCAAGAGCUGAAGACUGAGAGGAAAACUCAUUUCCAAGAUGGCCGCCGUGCCCAGCAGCACAUUGAAAGCUCGUGGAAACAGCUGGAGUCUAGUAAACGUCGCUUCGAGCGUGACUGCAAAGAGGCUGAACGAGCUCAACACAUCUCUGACAGAAUUGACCUUGACAACAAGACAGAUGGAGAAAAGAAUGCCUCUCAGCGCUGCUCUAUGAAGGCCCGUCAGACAGCUCAACAGAAACAACAAGCUGCCGAAGAGUCAAGGAAAGACUAUGUGACCAGUUUAAACCAGUUUAACCAGGACCAGCACCAGCACUACCACACUCUGGUACCAGUUAUAUACCAGCGUAUCCAGGACAUGGAGGAGCGGCGCAUCGAGAGAGUCUGUGAAGCAAUGCGUUCGUCAGCAGAAGCUGAGAGGAAAAUUCUCCCUGUCGUCAGUCGCUGCUUGGACGCCAUGAUGGAUGCUGCGGAGAGCAUCCAGCCCAGGAUGGACACCCGUCAGGUGGUGGAGGUGUAUAAAUCAGGCUUCGACCCUCCAGGCAAUGUUGAGUUUGAAGAUUACAGUUCCACAAUGAGGAGGAGCAUUUCAGAAUCAAGUUACCUUGACAACCGGACAGAGGGACGGAGACACAGCAGGAAGUUGUGGCCCUUUAUACGAAAAAACAAGCUGUUGACCCUCCUCUCCUCCCCCCGACAGCCUCCCCCUCCGCCCCCAACCUCACCUUCACCUGGGGGUGUGGACAGCACUUCCCAAUCCCCACCCCCUGCUUCAAGAGAACCAAUCACACAGCGGCUUAAUGACCUCAUGUCCUCUGGCUCCAGAACCAGGAAGCAGUGUCUGCGCAACCUCAAGAGAGGGCUGUCCCUCAAACUGGGCUCCAGUCCUGCAGACUGCAGUCACCUGCCUCCAGAACAGAGGCGAAAGAAACUUCAGACUAGAAUCAACAACAUCAACCAGGAGAUUCAAAGAGAGAGGGAGCAGAGAAAUGCUCUGCUGAAGAUGAGGGAGGUUUAUGAACAAAGUCCUCAGAUGGGCGAUGCCAGCAGUGUGGAGCCUCGACUGGAGGAAGUGAAGCAGAGUCUGCAGAGACUGGAGGAGGAGCUGAGGAGGAACCAGACAUGGUUGUCAGAGGUGGACAGCAGACUGUCUGAUCACAGCACCAGAAGACAGAGUGGAGGUUGUGGGUCAAAUUCCCAGGCGACGACACCAGGCAGCAGCAGCCUGAAACAGCUGGACAAUCGCAGUCCUGCCAGUAGAGAGAGUCCUGACGGCAGCUACACCGAGGACCACAAUGCUGAGCUUCACUUUAAGUCUCGCAGUUCAGAGUUUGAUGAAGACUUUGAUGAUGAAGAGCCCUUGCCAAGUAUUGGCACCUGCAAGUCUCUUUACCCAUUUCAAGGUCAGAAUGAAGGUACUCUUUCCAUGGUGGAGGGAGAGCUGCUUUCUGUGGUGGAAGAAGAUAAAGGAGACGGUUGGACCAGAGUGCGGAGGAACCUGGAGGAGGAAGGAUAUGUCCCCACUUCUUACAUCAAAGUCUUCCUGGAAAGCAGCGCCAAAGGCUUUGUGCAGAGUAGUCGUCUAGUCUAGCGCAGUAACCGACCAACGAGGACAUCUCGCCACAGGAAGUGAUGUAAAGGAAAGAGCUCAGAGGAAGUGCGGUAACAGCUUUUCAUUGGACAGUUUAACUUCUCAGAUAUUUUGACCAAUCAGCUGACAGACUGUUGUCGAUUUGUGACAAGCUAAAAUAAAUGAAUCAGAUAU